GAAAUGUGUUAACAAUGUUUCGAAGAUGAAGUUUAAUAGUAGAUUCAGAUAUGGGGUGUUAGACAUCUAGAUAGAUAAGAAUACUUUUAUAUUAUUUGUAUUCUUAUCUUUCUCGUAGGUAUUUGACGUCUGGUUUUUGGUGGUGAAUGCCGAAUGUUGAUGCUGUUGAUGGAGUGAUGGUGAUUCCAACUUUCAAUUCCCAAGUCCAAACAAAUAGAGAACAUGCAGUAAUACGGUAUUGCUAUUGCACUAGUUGAACUAAUAAACACGGUAUUCUCAACUCUUCAUUYACACUAAUACUCUUCAGUGUUUAUAUGAUUUUUAUCACUYUAAAGUCUGAAUUUCUUAACUUGAAUUGAAACUACUGAAUUUUGGAGUAAUUACUAUUUCAUACCAACAUACAAAUGGGGAGUAGUUGAUAUUACUUAGAUGGUGAAAAUUGUCCAAUUGUUUUGUGUCAGAAUUAGAACAUAAUAAGAAAAUGUGCGGCCGAACUGCUUGUAACUUGAGACGUGAAACUUAUUGCAAAGCGACAAGCUAUAAAAAUCGUAAAGRAACAUUGUAUUGUCAACCGGAAUGGCAUGAUGAAAUGAAUGGUAACAUUGAAUUUAAGCAGUCCAACAACAUAGCGCCUACUGAUGUAACACCUAUUCUUGUUUCCGGCGAAGAAUUUGUAGGCUACCCGUCCAGGAUACUGACACCUAUGGUAUGGGGUAUGAUACCUCCCUGGCAUAAGGGAAACUUUAACAAUCAUGGAUUGAGCACAAACAAUUGUCGAAUAGAAAAUAUAACCACUUCAAAACUGUACAGUGAACCUUUGACUAAAGGAAGGAGGUGUGUUGUAAUUUGUGAAGGUUUCUAUGAAUGGAAAACUACAGAAGGGGCUGGAAAAAAAAAGCCUUACUUUAUACACAUGCCCCAAAAACAUGGAGUUUCAGUAUAUGAUACAAAUGCUUGGGAAUCGGCUUCAUGGACAGAGCAAUCUGGGUGGAAUGGACCAUCUCUACUUCAAUUAGCUGGUAUUUACAAUAAAUGGAAGUCACCCAAUGGAGAAGUUUAUAGUUAUUCAGUUAUCACUAUGGAAUCGAGUAAGACAUUUUCUCAACUUCAUCACAGAAUUCCAGCAGUCUUAGAGAAUGGACAACUUAUAGAGGAUUGGUUAGAUACCAGAAGAGUAUCUGCAAGUCAAGCCAUCUCUAUGCUUCGUCCAAUUGAUAAUCUAAUGUGGUAUGAAGUGUCAAGUAUAGUUAACAACUCUCGUAACAAAAGCGAAGAUUGUAAUAAACCAAUAUCAAAAAUAAUUAACAAAAGCAGCACUUUUAUGACGUCUUGGUUAGCAGGAAAAAAUAAAAAAAGUGAUAGUAAUGAUGAAGAUCAAAUGAGGAAAAAACAAAAAAAAUAAUAUUC
Diuraphis noxia (Russian wheat aphid) is the source of this 1407-nucleotide messenger RNA. RefSeq names its product abasic site processing protein HMCES. Gene Ontology annotation, biological process: protein-DNA covalent cross-linking repair. Gene Ontology annotation, molecular function: single-stranded DNA binding. The record is from RefSeq and is a predicted model, not a curated record. Lineage: Eukaryota; Metazoa; Arthropoda; Insecta; Hemiptera; Aphididae.